Messenger RNA from Thlaspi arvense, 843 nucleotides. The record is from the annotation of a GenBank genome assembly. Lineage: Eukaryota; Viridiplantae; Streptophyta; Magnoliopsida; Brassicales; Brassicaceae.
AUGGGUUAUGCACAGCUUGUUAUUGGGCCAUCUGGUAGCGGAAAGUCAACUUAUUGCUCAUCUUUACACCAACAUUGUGAAAGUAUCCGACGAACAAUGCAUAUUGUUAACUUGGAUCCUGCUGCAGAAGUGUUUAACUAUCCUGUGGCAAUGGAUAUUCGAGAGCUUGUUACUGUUGAAGAUGUCAUGGAGCAGCUAAAGUGUGGUCCCAACGAUGGUCUUAUGCGUUGUAUGGAGUAUCCUUUCUUGUUAACGUUAAUUGCGUUUAAGCACUUUGACAGUCUAUAUAAUUGGUUGGAUGAAGAAUUGGAGAACUUUGCAGACGCUGACUACUUAGUCUUUGACUGUCCAGGCCAGAUAGAGAUUUUCACACAUGUACCUGUCCUCAAAAACUUUGUGGAGCAUUUGAAGCAGAAGAACUUCAACGUCUGUGCUGUGUAUUUGCUUGAUUCACAGUUUGUAUCAGAUGUGCCCAAGUUUAUCAGCGGAUGUAUGGUUUCUCUUUCUGCAAUGAUCCAGCUUGAACUGCCUCAUGUUAACAUCCUCUCAAAGAUGGAUCUCUUACCGGAUAAAAGCAACAUUGAAGAGUACUUGGAUCCAGAGCCUCGCACUUUGCUGUCAGAGUUAAACGAAAGAAUGGCUCCUCAAUUUGCAAAACUGAACAAAGCCUUAAUUGAAUUGGUGGAAGAGUAUAGCAUGGUGAGAUUCACGCCACUUGAUUUGAGAAAAGAGAAGAGCAUACAAUUUGUACUGUCUGAAAUCGACAAGUGUAUUCAGUUUGGAGAAGACUCUGAUGUGGAGAUCAAAGAACUUGAUGAAGGCAUGGAUCAACUAGAGCUUUAG